CAUGCUGGGAAAAAGAGACCUAUUUCAGAGGUGUACAGAAAUGAAGUUUAGCCACUAAUUGCGAACUGCUAUUAGGAGCAAACUGGAUUAUUACACGUUAUUUUGCUCAUUUUGGUGAAAAUGUCAUCGUUAUAUCUAAGAGCUAAAUGAAGGUUUAUGUGUCCUCUAGGUGGCACUAGAGGAUCAUGGAGCCUGACGUCGUCCGCAUGUACUCCUCCUCCCCACCUCCACUCGAUGAGGACGGAGAGGAGGAAGACGAAGACGACUUCGGUGAGUUCGGAGGAUACUGCUGUGGUGUGUCAUCUAGUUUCAGUUUCUCGGAGUAUGACACGCCCACUCCGUUCGAUCAGUCUUUCGCGAUGGAUAACUCGCCUCCUGACCGAUACAACACGUUCCCGAAGAGUGUCAGUCAGACAGAGAAAUUUGAAGAGACGGAAAAGAUAACAACAGGCCAGGAAUCUCCAAAUCCCGAGUCGGGGGUAUGCACGAGUAAUGUUUCUGUGGACUCUGGGAAUGGAAACCUGGAGACAUCUAAAGUUCUCCUCAAUGGUCCUUUAUCCCCUGACGUUCAGGAGAAGCUCUCAGUGGACUCUGUUACAGAGAAGGAUAGCACCUCUGAUCUCCAGGGCUUCAAACAGUGUGGUAAAGAUGAGCACAGCGACAACACAAACACAGAUCAAGUGGGACACUGCCUUAAUAAUGGCCCCAUCACUUUUUACACUGGUAAAGAGCUGGUAACUAGCUACAACAAUACAGAAUCUCUGUUAGUAUCUAGAGAAGAGGAUUCCAGUACAGAAACUGACAAAGCUUCUGUAGCAGAGGAUCCUGCUGAUUCUCAUCAGUUACUGGAAGAUAGCAUCUCUCAGACAAAGGUGUCUGAGGCUAGGGACACUCUGGCAGGAGAGGGGGUCACUGAAUCCCAGGAGGUUGAUUCUAGUCUGGCGGGUGACGAUCAAAUCAACAAGCAAAAAUCAGAGAAGGAUGAAGGAGAAGAAGUUAUGCUGUCUGGUUCUUGUGGACCUUCUGGUGCUUCCUUUUGCAAAAGACAGAUUCUAAGUGGCUCUGAAGUUCUUGAAGAUGUUGCAGAUACGUCGUUGGCACCAGAAGCAGAGAAUGUUCCGAUGUCUGAUGCACAGUUAAAGGAAAAUUUCGAGGAUUGUGACCAGAAUCCAGUAAGCCCUGCGGUUCAUAGACCCCUUGUGGUUCCUGGAAGAGUGGAACUGGAAGAAGAUUUUGAGGAAGCGUGUUUGCCUGUUGGGACAGAACGUCAUGAUGGGGCAGAUCCGGAUAUAAAGGAAGUUAAGAGACUUGGGUCAGUGGAAUCAGAUGAGGACUUUGGAGAUUUCAGGGACGCCACUCAGGGUUUUCCAGAUGUCAGCCAGGCCGAAUCCAUGAGUCAGGAUGGAUUUGCUGAUUUUGUGACUGCAUUAUCAGACUGCUCCUCGCACGAUGAGUUUGCAGAUGCUGACACCCUGAAGGACCUGAAGGAGGAAGACGAGCUAGAUGCAGAAGAUAAACAUGUUAAAGAUGAUGAUGAUGAUGACACUAAUAAUCAUGAAAGGAUGUGUUCAGAGCUGCCCCCAAGCGAUAGCUUUGCAGAUUUUAGUUCGGCUCCUUUUGGAGGACUAGCAGGCACGAGUACAGGUGAAAAUUGGGUAGAGUUUGGGCAGCAGGAGGCGUGUGAAGUACAGCAGGAGUCUUGGGCGGCAUUUGAAGAUGAGCAGCAAAGUAAUACUGAAACAGCGCCCUCUACUGAUAGCCUCCAGACUGACAAUGUGUUGUUUGGAUACAGUCACAAACUUCGGCACCUUUUCGAAAGCACUUUCCCUUCGGAGAUGGCUCCCGACGACUCGGAUGUGCCGACCCUCCAGGCCCUGCUGGAGCCCCAGGACCAUGCGGAGAUCAGGGAGUCUGUAGCCAUGUGGCGCCACCUGUUGGACAUCCACGGCGCCCACGGCCUCAAGGUGCAAUGGGUCGGCUCACACGGCAACAGAAUUCUGCUGGACUGCCUGGGAAUCUACAACAUUCUGUUUACUGGUCAAAACAAGCAGCCUGUUAUCGUACCCAUGUUUGCUGCCGGAUUGGGUAUGCUUGAACCUACCAAAGAGCCUGUGAAAAAUUCCUCCAUCUUUGCCGCAUCUUCACCUGGUCUGGGACGAUCUGCUCUGUGCACUCAGGUGGCGUCCUCAUUAAGCCUCGAAGACGACGCACAAGGGGGCACUGUCACACAACUCAACCUCGAUUUCUUUGGGCCGGUGGAGGACCGUAGCUCAGACAGUGACACUGAUACACCGAUGCCAGGAGUGGAUCCAGAGUUGUAUGAACUGACCACUGCUAAACUAGAGAGCAGUAAUGCUGGCAGUAACGUAGAGGACGCCUUCACCAAACUGAUGGAAACCGCUGAAAAGAAUAGCACUGUGACCAGGAAGCCCGAGCGAGAAGGAGAGAUGAGUGAAGAGGCGGCCCGGGUGAUCCCUCUCCUCCCCGAUCUGUCUUUCAUGCGUGCAAGAGUCCUCAUGUUCCCUUCCACCCUGACUCCAGCGGCCAGUCACCAAUGACCUUCGACCUCCAACCAGUGACCUCUGACCUCACCCGAACCCGUACUGCAGGUUCAUUCAUCAACAACAAGAGAAAGCUCUGCCACUUCUCCGGCACUUUUAUGUCUUUUAUAGUGUGUUUUUGGCGUUAAUCCUUUCAGUUAUGUCUUUGUUAAGCGUUCAGAUAAAACUCUAUGGUUCGUCCUCUGAGAUUCCACCCGUGUAACAGAACUAGGAAGAACAGCUGCACAUUUUAUUACUUGAAACCUCUCUAACUUAUUCUAACUUAUUAACAGAAUAGAUUGACAAAUUUUUAUAAUAUCCUAUUUGCUUUGUGUUCCUUCAGUUUUUACUUCAAGACAAACCUUCUCGAAGUGUCCUUUUAUUCCUAACUGAGUUAGACGAGUAUUAGACAUUUCCUUUAUUCCGGUUUUAAAUCCGUCUCCUUUAACUGAACGACAAGCGUGUGUUCGAGAACGCUCCUAAAGACAUGAGGUUUUAUUUAUAACCCUUACCCUAAGGUAAGAAGCAGGUGUGUAUUUAUUAUAUCAUAUACAUCAUACAUCUUCUUCGUGUGUGUGUGUGUGUGUGUGUGUGUGUAUUUAUUUUUGUCAGAUCCCUGGUAAGCAUGUGAGGUUGGAUUUUUUUGCACGUGACCCGAAUGACUGAUAAGAAUAUUCCAAUGGAAAAUUAACAAAGACUAAAUAAAACAUGGCAUGCCUAAGAACUUUGGAGAAAGUGAAAGGAUCGUUUUAUUGUUUCAAACUAAUUUUGUUUAUCUAAUAAACUGCCUGUUAACA
Molecule: messenger RNA, 3337 nt
Organism: Hemibagrus wyckioides
Lineage: Eukaryota; Metazoa; Chordata; Actinopteri; Siluriformes; Bagridae
Gene: aftphb
Product: aftiphilin b
Exons: 10
Coding region: 186-2558 (790 amino acids)
Biological process (GO): intracellular transport
Cellular component (GO): trans-Golgi network membrane; AP-1 adaptor complex
Molecular function (GO): clathrin binding
Source: RefSeq, a predicted model, not a curated record